Acanthosepion pharaonis is the source of this 1698-nucleotide messenger RNA. The record is from the annotation of a GenBank genome assembly. Lineage: Eukaryota; Metazoa; Mollusca; Cephalopoda; Sepiida; Sepiidae.
AUGUUUCUUCUUUCUUUCUUCCUUUUUUUCUCACUUUCUUUUCUUUCUUUCUUUCUUUCUUUCCACAGACUUGCUAUUUUAGUCUGUAAUUAUUUUUCUAUUAAAUCACAUCUAUCUAUCUAUCUAUCUAUCUAUCUAUCUAUCUAUCUAUCUAUCUAUCUAUCUAUCUAUCUAUCUAUCUGUCAUUUAAGGCCCAAAUACUUACAUUAUCUAAUUCAUACCUUAUUUCAUAUCACUGUAAUUAAUUUUAUUGUUAUCUAUCUAUCUAUCUAUCUAUCUAUCUAUCUAUCUAUCUAUCUAUCUAUCUAUCUAUCUAUCUAUCUCAUUAUAUUGUUUACCUCAAUAUGUUUAAAAAUGUACCUUAAUUCAUAUCACUGUAAUUUGUUUUAUCUAUCUAUCUAUCUAUCUAUCUAUCUAUCUAUCUAUCUAUCUAUCUAUCUAUCUAUCUCUCUCUCUCUCUCUCUCAGUCUGAUCAUUAUCUAUCUAUCUAUCUAUCUAUCUAUCUAUCUAUCUAUCUAUCUAUCUAUCUAUCUAUCUAUCUCACUCUAUUAUUUACCUCAAUAUGUAUAUCAAAUUACCUUAUUUCAUAUCAAUGUAAUUAAAUUUAUACUUAUCUAUCUAUCUAUCUAUCUAUCUAUCUAUCUAUCUAUCUAUCUAUCUAUCUAUCUAUCUGGAACAAACAGUGAUAUAACAUUUCUUUCUUUCUUUCUUUCUUUCUUUCUUUCUUUCUUUCUUUGGGCAUCAUCUUUCUUUGUGCCUUUUUCAUUCGUUCUCUUUCUUUCCUGCUUUCUUUCACCUUUUGUUCCGCUCAUUUUAAAUUUUCACUUCUUUCACCGUCUUCUCCUUUUCUUUCUUUCUUUCUUUCUUUCUUUCUUUCUUUCUUUCGUUUGUUGUUUCUUUCUUUAUUUCAUUCACUUCUUUUGUCUUUCUCCUUUCAUUUCUUUCGUUCCUUUUCUUUCUUUUUUUCUUUCUUUCUUUCAUUCUUUCUUUCUUUCUUUCACUAUAUUUUGUUUUCCUUUUAGUCUCUUUCUUUGUUUCUUGUUUUUCCAGCAACACGCCAUUUGCUUCCGCCAUUUUGUCUGUCCGGCUAUUUCUUCCUUCAUAUUUUUCUCUUUAUUCCCCAUCCAUUUAUUUUUUUUCUUUUACGCUUUCUUCAAAUCUUUCUCACUUACUUUUUUUGGAAGAGUUAAUUUCUUUCAUUUUUUAUUUAUUUAUUAUCAUUCAUUCUUCUUUCUCAAUUUCAAAUCAUUCUUUUCUGUUUCUUUCCGUUUCUUUUGUCUUUCUCCUUUCAUUUCUUUCGUUUCGUUUCGUUUCUUUCUUUCUUCUUUCAUUUCUUUCGUUUCUUUCGUUUCUUUCUUUCUUUCUUUCUUUCUUUCUUUCUUUCUUUUGUUAUUAACAGUCUUUUGUCUUUCUUCUUUCAUUUCUUUCUUUUCGUUUCUUUUUUCUUUCUUUCUUUCAUUCUUUCUUUCUCUCUCUCUUUCUUUCUUUCUUUCUUUUUCUUUUGUCUUUCUUCUUUUAUUUCUUUCGUUUCGUUCCUUUUUUCUUUCUUUCGUACAUUCUUUUUUCUUUCUUUCUUUCUUUCUAAUGUUACUAUUAGUCCUUGACUUUCAGAUUUCGUUUCUUUCUUUUGUUAAUAUCAGUCUUUUAUAUUUCAGCUUCCGUUUCGUUUCUUUGUUUCUUUCUUUUAAUACCGUUUAG